Lithohypha guttulata is the source of this 216-nucleotide messenger RNA. It is a transcript of the gene NOP10, whose product is annotated as snoRNP complex protein. The record is from RefSeq and is a predicted model, not a curated record. NCBI's taxonomy places the organism in Eukaryota, Fungi, Ascomycota, Eurotiomycetes, Chaetothyriales, Trichomeriaceae. Gene Ontology annotation, biological process: ribosome biogenesis; snRNA pseudouridine synthesis; rRNA pseudouridine synthesis. The coding region runs from base 1 to 216 and encodes 71 amino acids. Gene Ontology annotation, cellular component: box H/ACA snoRNP complex. Gene Ontology annotation, molecular function: telomerase RNA binding; snoRNA binding. The transcript has 2 exons.
AUGCAUUUGAUGUACACUGAAGACCCGUCGUCGGGCAAGCGUAUUUACACAUUGAAGAAGGUAUUGGACGGAGUGGUCACGAAAUCUGCCCAUCCCGCAAGGUUUUCACCAGACGACAAGUAUAGCAGGCACCGCGUCACACUGAAGAAACGAUAUGGUCUGCUUUUGACACAGCAAGGUACGAAGAAUGCCAGAGACAUAUUGCGCAAAAAUUGA